Messenger RNA from Lycium barbarum (goji berry), 930 nucleotides. RefSeq names its product germin-like protein subfamily 1 member 18. The coding region runs from base 74 to 760 and encodes 228 amino acids. Gene Ontology annotation, cellular component: cell wall. NCBI's taxonomy places the organism in Eukaryota, Viridiplantae, Streptophyta, Magnoliopsida, Solanales, Solanaceae. The record is from RefSeq and is a predicted model, not a curated record. The transcript is spliced from 2 exons. Gene Ontology annotation, molecular function: manganese ion binding.
AUCAACAGCUAGCAAAUUAAAGAUACAUUUAAUUUGAAUUGUUUCAUAAGAGAUACUUUACUUUCUAGUAGCAAUGGCUCUCAAGUCAUUUGUAAUAUCCAUUGCCAUUAUGGCUGUGUUAUCUUCAAUAAGUCAUGCAUUUGAUCCCAGUCCUCUCCAAGAUAUCUGUGUUGCGGUUGAUGACUCCAAGGCUGCUGUUUUUGUGAAUGGAAAAAUUUGCAAGGAUCCAAUGAAGGUUGUGGCAGAUGAUUUCUUUUUCUCUGGUAUAAACAUGCCUCGAAACACUUCAAAUCCAGUUGGAUCAGCUGUAACUAAUGUGAAUGUCAACAAUUUACCUGGACUCAACACUCUAGGCAUUUCGUUAGCACGUAUUGAUUAUGCACCACAUGGUCUCAACCCACCUCAUACUCACCCCCGAGGAACCGAGCUUAUUACUGUCCUUGAAGGCACACUCUAUGUUGGCUUUGUCCUUUCGAACCCCGGCCCAAAUAUGAAGAAUAGACUCUUUACCAAGAUUCUAAAGGCCGGAGAUGUGUUCGUUUUCCCAUUUGGUCUCAUUCAUUUUCAAUUGAAUAUUGGAAAGACUAAAGCUGUUGCAAUGUCUGGACUGAGUAGUCAAAAUGCAGGUGUUAUCACUGUAGCCAAUGCAGUAUUUGGCUCCGAACCACCAAUCAAUCCUUAUGUUCUCACAAAAGCGUUUCAAGUUGACAAGAAAGUUGUGGAUUAUCUCCAAUCACAAUUCUGGUGGGACAACAACUAAAAAGAUAUUUCAAAAUCUAUUGAUCUACAAAUAUUUAUGUACUAUUUGCUUGUGUUGUAUAAAUAAGUAAUCUUGCCGAUGGCGGGAUUUCCUCUCCAUUUUAGUGUGAUGCAUUGGAUGAGGAUAUAUUAUGGCUUAUUAUGGAAUAAAAUUAAGUUUGUUGUGUGUGA